AUGAGUCUACAGAACAACGUUUUGAACCAAAUACAGCAGGUGCUACUGCCUACAAGUCCCGAUCUCAACGAACCCAACGGAGACAUCAUAAAAGAAGAAUCUUCGUCGAUGGAAAACGGUGAUGAGAAAGACCACCUCACUAUUCAACAGCAACCCUCCAAUCUCAGCGCCCCCUCUACCAAUUCCAAUGGUGAAUUCAUACCGCAUAUCUUUUAUUCGCUGCACCAGAUAAGAAAAGACCCGAAUAAUCUCUCAAAUCAAUUAGAAACCUCGACAGGUUCCAUUAGGCACCGUCUUAAACUCUGUAAAUCUUUGAUAUCAGAAAACGAAGAUGCAAAAAAACUAUUGAGCAAAAGCCCAUCAGAAUGGCAAGAUAUCAUUCAUCAACGUGAACAAGAAUUGCAAAUCAAGAGAGACGUUCUGGAUGACCUUCAUCGCAAAUUACAACGAUAA
Saccharomyces kudriavzevii IFO 1802 is the source of this 453-nucleotide messenger RNA. It is a transcript of the gene CSE2, whose product is annotated as Cse2p. Lineage: Eukaryota; Fungi; Ascomycota; Saccharomycetes; Saccharomycetales; Saccharomycetaceae. The coding region runs from base 1 to 453 and encodes 150 amino acids. Gene Ontology annotation, biological process: regulation of transcription by RNA polymerase II. The record is from RefSeq and is a predicted model, not a curated record. Gene Ontology annotation, cellular component: mediator complex. Gene Ontology annotation, molecular function: transcription coregulator activity. The transcript has a single exon.